Messenger RNA from Geodia barretti, 1730 nucleotides. The record is from the annotation of a GenBank genome assembly. Lineage: Eukaryota; Metazoa; Porifera; Demospongiae; Tetractinellida; Geodiidae.
UGCCACCCCCCGGCCCCGGCCCGUCUCUGGGAAGUAGUUCAAGAACGGUGUUACAAUGCAGAAUGCAGCUGAACUGUCUAAAACGAUUUGUUGGUUCCAGAGAUUGCAUCCUUCGUUGCACCAGACUUUACAAUACUAUGGCUGGUGAUUUGAAUAAAACAGCUCUACAUGAUUACCAUGUAUCUCAAGGGGCUCGAAUGGUGGAAUUUGCUGGAUGGAGUAUGCCAGUGCAAUACAGCAACCUUAGCAUCAUACAAUCAACUCUGCACACUCGUCAGCAUGCAUCUCUGUUUGACGUAUCACACAUGCUGCAAUGUUUUUCCAUGCAGCUAGAAGUAAGUGGAGAAGAUGCUGAGUCUUUCCUGGAGUCUCAGAUUGUAGCUGACCUGCGUAGUCUCAGUAUCAACACAGGCAUGUUGUCUGUACUGACUACUGAGAGUGGUGGUAUAAUUGAUGAUCUCAUAACGUCUCUGAAACAUUAUGAUAAUAGAAAAAGUUCUGUAUCUCUUACUCCAAUGGAUGAUAGAUCCCUCAUUGCUUUUCAAGGUCCAAAGGUCGCUUCAUUACUUGAAACGCUCGGUUUGUCGUCUCUCAAGUUCAUGUCCAGUGCUGUGGGUGAGGUGUGUGGGGUAUCGCAAUGCCGUGUGACUCGUUGUGGCUAUACAGGAGAGGAUGGAGUGGAGAAACUGGCAGUGAGCGACAGUGUGGAGUGGGCAGGGCUUGGUGCCAGGGACAUCCUGCGUCUUGAAGCUGGCUUAUGCCUCUAUGGCAACGAUAUCUCUGAACAAACAACCCCUGUAGAGGCUGGACUGGCGUGGUGCAUUAGUGGACGGAGGCGGAAGGAAGGAGGGUUUUUGGGCAGCGAUGUCAUUCGCUCGCAACUAAAGAACAAGCCUCCUCGUCGCAGGGUUGGUCUUAUCUCACACUCGGGGCCACCUGCUCGUGGUGGAGCUAUCAUUAUGGACCAGGAAGGAGAGGAAGUCGGUAAAAAGAAUGAUGACUGGAAGAAUGAUGUGGAGGGGAAACCUGAGUCCAAGGCCUCUAAAGCUAUACGGAGUGCUGUUCAAUUUGUGACCAAGAUAGCCAAGAAAGCUGCCAGUGAGAGUGGAGUGCUCUCUGAAGAUCAGUUGGCUGCUGUAGAGGCUGGUGCAGAUGCUGUCAAUAACCAGGCACAGGCUGAUCCUAACACCAGUCUUAAGGAUAGGCUCAAAAUGGGAGGCAAGAAUAGACUUCUUAUGCAUAACUAUCAGCAAACAUACUAGUUAGUGUAAUUUUCUCACAGCUAAAGAUGGAGCAGGAGUGGCUGGGCAUGGUCUUAAUAUUGCUAGUGAAUAUGUUCCAAAUGAAUACGGUCAAGCUGGAGUGAGUCUUGUGGGAGGGGUUCUGGUUGACCAGAGUGAGGCUGAUGAGGAUUUAUCAGUUAAGCAGCGACUGGGGCUGGCUGCUGGUAGUACCAUACAGGGAGCUGCUGGUUUCGCAGGGGACAUCCAACCCCUCUCUGAUGCUUUGGAUGUUGCAGGUGGUGUUGUUAAAGACCAGGCCGAGGCUGAUGAAGACAUAAGCUGGAAGAAAAGGGUUGCUCUUGCUGCAGGAAGAAGAGGACAAUGAGGAGGAGGGAGAUUAAAACUGAAGUCAAAGAUUUAGAAUUAUAUAAAAUCAGUUUCCUUUUUGACCCUGGAAUUUUUAAAAGCAGUUGAAACAAAAAAUGUAUAUAGUAUAUUACAACACGG